Lathyrus oleraceus (garden pea) is the source of this 798-nucleotide messenger RNA. RefSeq lists its product as uncharacterized. The transcript has 2 exons. NCBI's taxonomy places the organism in Eukaryota, Viridiplantae, Streptophyta, Magnoliopsida, Fabales, Fabaceae. The record is from RefSeq and is a predicted model, not a curated record. The coding region runs from base 298 to 639 and encodes 113 amino acids.
AUAUCAAGCAUCCAGACGCAAGAUCAAUAAACAAUCCUCUUCUUCCUUCUUAAAGGUAAACAAAAAUUGUUGUUAUUAUAAAUAAAUCUCGGAAACCAGAGGAAGAGCUGGGCAAUUAAUCUAUAAAAGCCUUCAUGAUUUUUCUUCAAACAUAUCCCUAUGUUUCUUAAUAAAUAAUAUCAAUCAUCCACAUGCAAAAUCAAUAAACAUCACUCUUCUUCAAAAGUAAACACAAAUUGUGUUCACUUCUUCUUCUCCUUCUUCUCCAUCUCUCCUUCUUCUCCAUCUUCUCCAUCUAUGGAUUUCAACAACUCUUUUCCACCCUCCACUCCUUCAAUAUCCAUUUCACCCUACCUACGUCACAACAAUACAAAUCCUGUUAUUUCAUCCGUCCACAGCAACCACCACCGUCGCGACGUUAUCAUCGCCAUCAUCGUUGCUUCCAUAGUGGCUGCAACGGUGUGCAUUUUGGUUAUCCGGGCGAUCCGAAGAGCCUACAGCAUGCCUCCUCCACUUGAGAUAGUGCCUCCACCGGUGCUUAUUCUGCCAAGGCAGAUGAUUUCUUCGUCGUCGUUCUCUUCGAAUCAAAGGGACCGUAUCAGAGAGGAGCAAGAUGUCAAUUUAGAUGGAAGAAGAUGAUGAAGAAUGGAGAAUAAUAAUUUUUUUUAUAGGUUUAAAUAUCCAAAUUAGACUUUGAGUUUUGAUCAUGCAUAAUACAUCCAAACUUCGUUGUAUUGAUAUUCGCUGAUGACGUUCACAUAAAGAAAAUGGAUGGAAAGUUGGUCAAUUUUAUUACUA